AUGUCGGCCCAACCUCCACCCUACGCGCGUCCGUCCCACCCGUUGCUCAGCGUCAUACUCGGCGUAGGGCCGUUUGACUGGAAGCCGGCUGUAGACUCUGUACUGUGGCCGAGCGAUCUUUCAACAAGGGCUUCCUUCGUAAGUGGAAACUGGUGUUCGAACGUAAUGGCUGGAGACCACCCGGGCUUGCCGAAAAUCGAAAUCGCUACACCUAUCCAACUGACAGAUAUCACUCCCAUUAUUGCGUCUAUGAAAGAUUCCUUCCCGGGUCAUCACCAUUCUGUGCAACCUGCUGCUACUGAAGAGUCCUCCUCGUUCCCGGUAUUAAACCAGCAACAUCUUCACCUCUCGUGUGACCUCUGUCAGAAAAGUCGAGUAUGGAUACGGAACGUGAAACCGCGGUCCAUCGAAAUUUCCGAGCUGAGCAACGUUCCUCCGAGUGGUGUUAGAAAAGUUGCGAUAGGGAUAAUUGACUUUUGGUGUCCAAGCGUUUGUAGCGACGUCGCUUUUGAUCCUUCGAUGUCAGCUCUUCUUAUCAUUGCGAAGCAGUAUUCACAAUCGUUAGAUUGUUCACCCAUUGGCAGGAAACUUGAGCGGGACUAUAACCCAGUUUGGUCGAUCGGCGGGCUGGGUGGUCGAGCGCGCACCACGGGAGGACAUGACGCGGUCGCUCAAGAGAGGCGCAUCUGUUUCUGCAUACGUACCUCAGUCGCGCGAUUGACGCGCAACUGUCUCUGCACAGGUGCCUAA
Molecule: messenger RNA, 750 nt
Organism: Acanthosepion pharaonis
Lineage: Eukaryota; Metazoa; Mollusca; Cephalopoda; Sepiida; Sepiidae
Source: the annotation of a GenBank genome assembly